Corticium candelabrum is the source of this 1186-nucleotide messenger RNA. RefSeq lists its product as uncharacterized. Gene Ontology annotation, biological process: ganglioside biosynthetic process. The transcript is spliced from 3 exons. Lineage: Eukaryota; Metazoa; Porifera; Homoscleromorpha; Homosclerophorida; Plakinidae. The coding region runs from base 18 to 1025 and encodes 335 amino acids. The record is from RefSeq and is a predicted model, not a curated record. Gene Ontology annotation, molecular function: alpha-N-acetylgalactosaminide alpha-2,6-sialyltransferase activity.
UGUUGAUCACAAGAGUAAUGGUCAACGAUGCAGUCGACGUCAAGGGCAAGCGCUUGAGUAGAAACGCCAGUCGUUUGUUGAUCAGCACUACAGCCACGGCCAUUCUAGCUCUGAUCGUACCAGCUUACUUUCUCCUCCGCAGCAAUACCGGACACGCUUACCAACGUCUAACCGGACGUCUCUAUUAUCGAGUGCUGAGUUCAUCAUUUCAUGGAGCUCCCGACAUGAAACAGAACGGGAGCCCUAGUACAGCGCAUGCUCAGACGAUGCUAUGGCAAGAGGUCGGUUGUCAGAGUGCGAUGCCUAUCCUACUUUGUCAGAGAAUUCCUAACUCGGCUCUAGAAAUCGCUCUCGUCAACAAGACGGUAUUUUCAAAUACGAGACAUCUCGCGCGGAGAUCGAAAUCGUGUGCUCUAGUCGGCUCAUCCGGGAAACUCCUGAGUCAAAGAAACGGUGAGAGUAUAGACCGACAUGACGUUGUCAUACGGGUAAACGACGCUCCCAUUCAUCCUUACGAGAAAUACGUUGGGAGACGCAUGCCAGACGUUGCGAUUAUCAAUCGAGCCAUUGCAAGUAAAAGAAAGUGUCUCAGGAAUGUAAAUCGUGAGACUCUGUUGGUUCAGAGUCAUCAUCCGGGAGGUAUCAGCACGAUUGGACGAUUCUGUUACACACAAGGUCCCAUAUUUGCAUUGUCGCAGCAUAUUAUCGACACUACUCGAUCUAUUCUCAGUACAUACAGGAUGAAACAUGGUUUGAAGAGGUACAGAAGUCCGUCAGCCGGAAUGUAUGCUGUUGUCUUUGCUUUGCAUUUGUGCAGUGAGCUUGAUGUCUACGGAUUUGGUGCUGUGCAGGGACAGUUGUAUUCAUACUAUCGAGAUCAUAAUUCUCCCAGUAAUAUGCACGUUUUCGACAUGGAGGAAUAUUUCCUUAGAGAUGUUUCGCGUGAUUUGACAACACCAGUUAACCUGUCGUGGACUGGCUGCACAAAGUCUGGCAAGAGAGGUAGUUUUGCUUACCAGGCCUGAAUCCAGAUGGGGGUUCAGGAGGUUACAACCCCCUCUUUUCCAAUAGGCGUGGUUCACCAUGAAAGAAUCGAAGCAGAGUCUCACACCCAGACGUCUAUAUAUAUAUAAUGGGCUCUAGAACAUUCUAGACUGACUAUCUCAAGACUACGCACACUAAGACC